AUGACAAAGAGCUUUUCAAACUCCGCCAUCGCUGGAAUGGCCUCCCUCGCAGCUCUUCCACGUAACCCUUUGAACCGACAAGAAGAAUACACAAAGCGUAAUUAUCAUUAUUUGCGAAAUAUCCAUCUAAGAGAUAAUGAGUGGUCCCGUUAUGCCAGUGGAGGGGGGGCCGUGUCUAAAUAUGGCCUCCGCAGGCUGAGGAUUGGACCAUUCCAAUACAAAACUGCAAUCGACACAAUCUCAAUCCUUUCGACCGUGGAGGGGGUGGCCUUGGUCGCUACAGCGCUAUAG
Molecule: messenger RNA, 291 nt
Organism: Nezara viridula (southern green stink bug)
Lineage: Eukaryota; Metazoa; Arthropoda; Insecta; Hemiptera; Pentatomidae
Source: the annotation of a GenBank genome assembly